Molecule: messenger RNA, 459 nt
Organism: Salvia splendens (bonfire salvia)
Lineage: Eukaryota; Viridiplantae; Streptophyta; Magnoliopsida; Lamiales; Lamiaceae
Exons: 3
Coding region: 1-459 (152 amino acids)
Biological process (GO): maturation of SSU-rRNA from tricistronic rRNA transcript (SSU-rRNA, 5.8S rRNA, LSU-rRNA)
Cellular component (GO): nucleolus
Source: RefSeq, a predicted model, not a curated record
AUGAAGGGGAAAGGAACGAAAAGGGAAUCUUCAUCCUCCAAUUUGGAUUCCCAGGAACCUAGAAUGGACAUCAAGUCCAUCCUGAAAGAUAUUGAAUUUUUGGGUUCCUCACAUAUGACAUGGAAACAGAUAAAGGACUUGGAGAAUAAGAAGGUAGUGUCACUCAGUGGAAAGAGAGCUAUACUUGGAAGGUUUGGAGCCUACAGUAGCAGUAGUUCCAAGAAGGUGCCAGAGAGGAAACCAGCAGAAGACAGAGUUCUAAAUUCGAUGCAAGACGAUUUCAGAAAGGGAGUUCUCAACGUCGGGUAUCUGUUGAAGCCCUCAGCCCCUGAAGCCUCUAACUACAAGGGCAGGCACCCUACAGGUAAAGGGAAGAAGAAGAAGAAGAAAGAUGGCAAGAAAAGUCAUGGCAAGAGAAAGGGUGGUGGUGGUAGUGGUUGUCGUAAGAGGCGUCACUAG